Messenger RNA from Chanos chanos (milkfish), 4596 nucleotides. Its product is annotated as adhesion G protein-coupled receptor B1-like. Gene Ontology annotation, biological process: adenylate cyclase-activating G protein-coupled receptor signaling pathway; negative regulation of angiogenesis; cell surface receptor signaling pathway. Gene Ontology annotation, cellular component: plasma membrane; postsynaptic density; dendrite. Gene Ontology annotation, molecular function: G protein-coupled receptor activity. The record is from RefSeq and is a predicted model, not a curated record. Lineage: Eukaryota; Metazoa; Chordata; Actinopteri; Gonorynchiformes; Chanidae. The transcript has 30 exons. Bases 1 to 4596 code for a protein of 1531 amino acids.
AUGGAGCGGAGGUUCCUUUCUUUCCCUGGCCUCUGCUUGGCCUUAUUUGUGUUGGUGGGCGUGGCCGUGGCCACACCCUCAGGCCCAGCAUCCGACACCUGUGCCACGCUGGAGCAGAGUCGAUUCUUUGGCGUUUUCUCCUCCACGACCGCUCUGCCCUCCAUGCCGUGCUCCUGGACCCUUCAGAACCCCGACCCACGUCGCUACACGGUAUACAUGAAGAUCACCAAGCCCACCGAGUCCUGUGUGCCACGCCAGGUCCGCACCUUCCAGUUCGACUCCUUCCUCGAAACUUCUCGCACAUACCUGGGAAUGGAGAGUUUUGAUGAGGUGGUUCGUUUGUGCGACGGCACAACCUCCGUGGCGUACCUGGAGUCCAGCAAACAGUUCCUCCAGCUCCGCAAGCUGCCCCCCCGCCCUGCCCUGCCCUUCACUGCCGCCGACCAACAGGAAGUGGAGGAUGUGAGUGAGUUUAAGGCGGAGUUCCUGGUCGUGGGGAAGAGAAAUCCCAGCAUGCCCGCCUGUCAGAUGCUGUGCCAGUGGCUGGAGAAAUGCUUGGCGACCAGUACCCAUGCCAACCCCUGCGGUAUCAUGGCAACCCCUUGCCAAUGCUGGGAAACGCCCAAGAGGAAGGCGGGCGGCUGCUACAGAGGAGGAGUGUACGUGGAGAAAUGUUUACCCGCCCUGAGAGACAGCAGCCGCGACGCGGAGAUCAUGAGAGGCUGGAGCGGGUGGGGCCGCUGGUCAGAGUGCAGCACUGAGUGUGGGGGCGGAGUCCAAGUUCGCAGCAGGGCGUGUCACCCUGAAAACGAAAUCUGUGAGGGUGUGGUCGAAGAGGGACGUUCCUGCAACCCACAGCCUUGCAUUGGGAAAGUUCGCCAGCGCAGCCAAGCUCUGCGAUCCAUCGUCAGCCAAAAGAGAGACAACAAAGAGGAGGGCAGCCUGGCUCCUAAAACUGAUGCCAUGCAGGAUGAAUGGUCCUCUUGGAGUGCGUGUUCGGUCAGCUGUGGACAGGGUUGGCAAAGUCGGAGCCGUCUGUGUGUAACCUCAUCCCACAGCACACAGUGUACCGGCCCUCUGAGGGAAAACAGGAUCUGUAACAACACUGCCGUCUGCCCAGUGGAUGGAGCAUGGGAUGAGUGGGCGCCAUGGAGUCUGUGCUCCUCCACCUGUGGGCGUGGUUACCGCGACCGUGUGCGUACCUGCAAACAGCCCCAGCACGGCGGGGAACCGUGCCGCGGCCCUGCUAAACAGACCAAGUUCUGCAACAUCGCCGUCUGCCCCGUUGAUGGAUUCUGGAAUGAAUGGUCAGCGUGGAGUGCGUGUUCAGCCUCGUGCUCUAAUGGGACCAUGCAGCGGACCCGUGAGUGUAACGGACCGUCUUACGGUGGUGCUGAGUGCCGGGGCGACUGGCUGGAAACCAGCGGCUGCUUCCUGAGAGAGUGCCCAGUGGAUGGGAGGUGGUUGUCUUGGAGCUCUUGGAGCACUUGUUCGAGGACCUGUGGAGGUGGCACCCAACAGAGACAGAGAGUGUGUGAGGGCCCGUUCCAUGGAGGCCAGUCGUGUGUCGGUGAUAAAUCUGAGUCCAAACAAUGCAAUGAGAAGAGAUGCCCUGAACCCCAUGAGAUCUGUCCUGAGGAGAACUAUGGCAGUGUGGUGUGGAAAAGAACCCCUGCUGGAGACACAGCGGCCGUGCCCUGCCCCGCCGAUGCCUCAGGGCUGGUUCUGAGGAGAUGCACUCUCGACGCUGUCGGCCUGGCCUUCUGGGAGAAUCCAACGCACAUCAAAUGUGUCUCUAAAGUUUACGAGAACAUCCAGGAGCUGAGCCGAGAGCAUGUGUCCAAAGCCGAGAAAGGUCUCCUGGUGGACGGGGUGUCGGACGCUCUCUCCAGACUGAGGAUGACGUCCGACGAAGGCACCAGGUACAGCGGAGACCUGCAGGCCGUGAUGGAGGUUCUCAGAAACACCACGGGGAUCUUCAGAGGCGCUGGCUACAGCCUCAGCAACGCAGACGUGGAGAACUAUGCACAGACCAUUAGCAACUUACUGAAGGAGGAGCACCGUGACAAAUGGGAGGAAGCACAGUUGAUGGGAGGAAACGUUAAAGAAUUUUUCAGCCUGGUGGAAGACUUUAUUGACAUGAUCGGGAAACAGAUGAGAGAUUUCCAGGACAUUUAUGAAGUGACGGAGAACUUUGAACUGAGCAUCCAGAAGCGUCCCAAGGCCAUGACCUCAGACGUGACCUUUCCCAUGAAGGGCUGGAGGGGUAUGAUGGACUGGGUCCGAAACUCAGAGGAAAAAAUCACAGUGACCCGCAGUGCGCUUAACCUGGACCUGCCAGAAGCUGAGGAGAGUACUGGUUUUGUGACUGGCAUUGUGCUCUACAGAAACCUGGGUCCCAUUCUGUCCCUGCAGAGUAACACUACACUGCUGAACUCUAAGGUGGUUACUGUAAGUGUGAAGCCAAACCCAGGUUUCCUGGCCUCCCCAGUCGAGAUUGAGUUUCCCCACCUUCACAAUGGCACAAUGAAUGAAACCUGCAUCUCCUGGGACGAGAGCGAGAGCUCGUCGCUGCUUGGAUCGUGGACUGCGCGUAGUUGCAGAGCGCUCCCCGUCGACUCCUUCAGAACCAAAUGCGUGUGUGACGGACUCUCCACCUUCGCCAUUUUAGCGCGGCCAAAUCCUGAUUCGAUGAUGGAUAAGACACUGCUUCCCUCCGUGACUCUGAUCGUCGGCUGCGGCGUCUCCUCUCUCACGCUGCUCCUCCUCAUCAUCAUCUACGUCUCCGUUUGGAAGUACAUUCGCUCUGAGCGGUCUGUCAUUCUCAUCAAUUUCUGCCUGUCAAUCAUCUGCUCUAAUGCCCUCAUUCUGAUUGGUCAAACUCAGGCUCGCAAUAAGGUGAUGUGUACUCUGGUUGCUGCUUUCCUGCAUUUCUUCUUUUUGUCGUCUUUCUGCUGGGUGCUGACGGAGGCAUGGCAGUCAUACAUGGCGGUUACUGGGCGUUUGAGGAACCGUAUUAUUCGUAAGCGCUUCCUGUGUCUGGGCUGGGGGCUUCCUGCCCUGGUCGUGGCUGUUUCAGUGGGCUUCACCAAGGCUAAAGGAUACGGCACUGUCAACUACUGCUGGUUGUCUCUGGAAGGUGGCCUUCUCUACUCAUUUGUUGGACCUGCUGCAGCUGUCGUCCUGGUGAACAUGGUCAUUGGUAUUCUGGUCUUCAACAAACUCGUGUCCAAAGACGGCAUCACUGACGUGAAACUCAAAGAGAGAGCUGGGGCGUCUCUGUGGAGUUCCUGUGUGGUUCUGCCUCUCCUGGCUCUCACCUGGAUGUCUGCGGUUCUGGCCAUUACCGAUCGUCGUUCCGCCUUGUUCCAGAUCCUCUUCGCUGUCUUUGACUCGCUGGAGGGAUUCAUCAUCGUUAUGGUUCACUGCAUCUUACGCCGAGAGGUUCAGGAGGCGGUUAAGUGCAGGGUGGUUGAUCGUAAAGAUGAUGGAAAUGGCGAUUCAGGCAGUUCCCUCCAGAAUGGGCACACCCAGCUAAUGUCUGACUUUGAGAAGGAUGCUGAUUCUAGCAGACCAGGAGGCAUGAAGAGUUCCUCUGAGGAGAAGAUGCCCCCCCCUCAGAUGCCCCUACCCAUGGGCCCAAAUUUCCACACCCUCCCUGCCAACACCAGUACCAAGGGCCACAUGCAGGCCGUGCCUGACUACUCCAGCCACACGCUGACACUGCGCCGUGAGAAGGGUCGCGGGUUGGACCCGGCCUGCGGGAAGCCCGUCUACGUGUGUGACAGCGAGCUUUUCAAACAGCUGGACGCGGACCUGGCCCGUGGACAGGCCGAGGGAAGCGCUCCCGACGGCAGCGGCUACGUCCUUAUGCCCAACACCACGUCCACGCUGCGGUCCAAACCCAAAGACGACUCUUCUGCUGCCACAAAGUACAACAUCAGUGUGGAGCAGCUUCCCCAGACACGCCUGGUCCAGCUGGGUGGGGCCUUCGCCGAACCCCAGGCCAGUUUCGGGAUGAAGUCUCUGCCUGCCGACCGUGUUAGCGUCUCGUACUCUGAGCGUGAUUCGCCCAUCCAGAACCUGCACAACAUCUCCAGCGAAAGUCACAUGACCAGCAGCCUGGGCGACACCUUCGACUCAAUGAACUCCAUGAUGUCGAAGAGCGAGACCAUUUCCACGCUGUCCAUGAGCUCACUGGAGGUAGGAGGCAGAAUGAAAUCCCGUUAUGCUGAGCUGGACUUUGAGAAGAUCAUGCACACACGGAAACGCCACCAGAACAUGUUCCAGGAUUUGAACAGGAAAUUACAUCAUGCAGAGAAGGACAGAGAGUCACCCGCCUCUGACAGCAAGUCUGUAAGAUGGAGCGUAUCUUCUGGAGGAAGCGACAAAACCAACCACAGCGACAAGCAGCAGAUGCCAGGGCCGUGGGAUGGUGCUCCCAGAUCACAGCACUCACCUCCCGCAUGGGUCCGCAAGGAUCUGGAACCUCUGCAACCAUCUCCUCUGGAGCUUCAGGCGGUGGAGUGGGAGAAGGCUGGCACCCCCAUUCCCCUCGUGGGCCAAGACAUAAUCGACCUACAGACCGAGGUGUGA